CGGCCAGCAGCACACACAUCUCAGCGAUCGACACGAGGAACACUCACUCGCACUCUGUCCACUGAACGUUCAUAAUGUUCGGGCACAAGAAGCACAACCAGCCCCCGCCGCCGCCGGCCGGUGCCGGCUACCCGACCGCGUCGCCGCCGAUGAUGCCGCAGCACGAGCCGACGUUCAAGAUCUUCUGCCGCGCCGACGAGGCCUACUGCCUCACCAUCCGCCACGACGCCGUCGUCCUCGCCCCAACCAACCCCCGCGACGAGCACCAGCACUGGUACAAGGACAUGAGGCACAGCACGCGGGUGAGCGACGCGGAGGGCCACCCGGCGUUCGCGCUGGUGAACAAGGCCACCGGGCUGGCCGUCAAGCACUCGCUGGGCCAGUCCCACCCCGUGAAGCUCAUCCCCUACAACCCGGAGUACCUGGACGAGUCGGUGCUGUGGACGGAGAGCAACGACGUCGGCAAGGGCUUCCGCUGCAUCCGCAUGGUCAACAACCUCAACCUCAGCUUCGACGCCCUCCACGGCGAUAAGGACCACGGCGGCGUGCACGAUGGCACCGGCGUCGUGCUCUGGGAGUUCUGCAAGGGGGAGAACCAGAGCUGGAAGAUCCUGCCCUGGGGCGCCGACGGCGGGUACGGGUACGGGUACGGCGGCGGCUCGUCGGGCGGCCAGGAUCCCUACGCGCCUCCGCCUGCGUACGGAGGAGGCUACCGCCCCCCGCCGGCCGGCGCGGAGGCCUACCCGCCGCCGCAUGCCCACGGCGCAGAGGCGUACGCGCCGCCGGGCGCAGGGUACGGGUACGGCAACCUGCACCGUGCGCUGGCGUCCGAGUCCACCGUGCGCGUUCUGUGCGCGGCCGGCGAGGACUACAGCCUGACCGUGAGGAACGGCACCGUGUGCCUCGCGCCAACCAACCCCAGAGACGAGUUCCAGCAUUGGGUGAAGGACAUGAGGUACAGCACCAAGAUCAAGGACGAGGAGGGCUACCCUGCGUUCGCCCUGGUGAACAAGAUCACCGGCGAAGCCAUCAAGCACUCCCUCGGACAGAGCCACCCUGUGAAGCUUGUGGGUUACAACCCGGAGUACAUGGACGAGUCGGUGCUAUGGACGGAGAGCAGGGACGUGGGCAAGGGCUUCCGCUGCGUCCGCAUGGUGAACAACAUCUACCUCAACUUCGACGCGCUGCACGGCGACAAGGACCACGGCGGCGUCCACGACGGCACCGAGGUCGUGCUCUGGGAGUGGUGCAAGGGCGACAAUCAGCGCUGGAAGAUCGUCCCCUGGUAGAUUGUACCUUGCUGCCACCCGCUUCAUGCCGUGUCCGUUGUCCGCGUUCAAGUCGAGAGAAUAAACCCGAAUUGCAGCGACGAUUUCAAUGUGAAUGUGCCUACUUGAUCGUGACCGGAUCGCUUCUUAGUCUGAGAAAAAAUUCAAGAUGUUGAUCAGCUGCAGGGCGGUCUAGCUAGCCAUCUUCUGAGUUUGGUGUGGAUCGCUACGUUGAUCCAUGCGAAUGUGUCUUCUCCCGUCUUUCUAUGAGAGAGUUUAUUAGUUCGUUUGAAUCUGGCAGUUUUCGAAAUAAUAAUAAGUAUGAAUGUACAUUUAUGUUUGUAAUGAACAAAUAUAUGCCUGCAUAAGCCACUGUCCUGCAUUA
This is a messenger RNA of Aegilops tauschii subsp. strangulata, 1653 nucleotides long. RefSeq names its product ricin B-like lectin R40G2. Lineage: Eukaryota; Viridiplantae; Streptophyta; Magnoliopsida; Poales; Poaceae. The record is from RefSeq and is a predicted model, not a curated record.